This is a messenger RNA of Pieris macdunnoughi, 1128 nucleotides long. NCBI's taxonomy places the organism in Eukaryota, Metazoa, Arthropoda, Insecta, Lepidoptera, Pieridae. The record is from the annotation of a GenBank genome assembly.
AUGAAACAAGAAGAAGUUAUAAAAACCAUCUGCAACAAGGAUGUUCAAUACCAACGAAAUAAAGGUGUUUUUCUAAUAACAACCGACAGUAACUGCAAAAUUCAAAUUCAAGACAGAAUCUUAGCAACUCAUCAGAGAUACAUCAACCUUAGAGAAACCAUACCAUUACCCCGAGCAUACCAAACACCAUACAUAGAUAAAGAAGAACUCUGCCUUCGUCUUAUCUGUAUGAACCCUGCGGUGGUGUUCGAAGCCCUGAAGCCAGCAAGGUCCAUCAUCAUAGCCUCAGGAACGCUGGCUCCUUUAAUUAGUAUGCAUUCGGAACUGGGCACGAAGUUCCCUUUAGAAGCUAAUCCCAGGCAUAUCAUAUCUAGCGAUCGGGUGUGGAUAGGUAGUUUAUCUACUUGCCCGGAUGGAUCACCGUUACAGUGCAUUUACAGUGAGUUGCAACAAGUACACAUACAAGACGCGCUCGGCAAAAUCGUGGUACAUGUGUGUAGCAUCACCCCCUCCGGAGUCCUAUGCUUCCUGCCGUCUUAUUGGGUUAUGAACAAACUAAUCACACGAUGGCAAGAUACCGGCAUUUGGAAUAAGUUGGAAUCCAUAAAAAAUGUGUUUCAGGAGGGCCGGAAUGUUCGAGAUCAUAACGACAUUAUGGAGGAUUAUUAUGAAUGUGCAGCAUCUUCGCGUGGCGCGUUGCUAUUUGCAGUGUAUCGAGGUAAAGUCUCCGAGGGUAUGGACUUCAAAGAUCAUCAAGCGAGAGCUGUCAUUGCUAUUGGUAUACCCUACCCAAACACUUUUGAAACGGCUGUGAAAGAAAAGAUGAAAUAUAAUGAUAAAUACCAGAAAGAAAGAAAUCUUCUUAAAGGUCGCGAGUGGCUGCAAGUGCAGGCCUUUAGGCCCCUGAACCAGGCGGUAGGCAGAUGCGUCAGACACCGUAUGGACUGGGGAGCAGUUUUACUCGUCGAUGGAAGGUUCCGGAACCCUCAGUACUCAGAUCAACUGUCAAAGUGGGUGCGCGAAUAUCUAAACAAAAACCACCACACCUUCGAGAGCCUGUUGAGCAGCGCCAAUAGUUUAGAGUCGUUCAUGCAACAUAUGAAGAUACAAGAAACCGAAGAUACGUGA